CUUAUGAUAAAUAUGAUUUCCCACUUUCCAAUUUGAUUGCUGACGUUGAGUGUUUUGUCAAGGGUCAGGAUCACUUGGACAGUGAUGGUCGUAACGGCAUUCGUAUUACACUAUGCAACUUGAUUCAUAAUUUUAUGACCAAUCUCAGGUGUCGUAGACCAUUACACUGUGUGGAUGUAAUUUUGAAUCAUUGGAGUCGAAUGACUAAAGACUUUUUAAAGAAUAACGAUCGUAUUUGUGUUGUUGGUUCUGAUAAGGGAAAUAGAACAGUUGUUAUGUGCAGAGCUGAGUACCAAAGUAAAAUGUUAUCUUUAUUGUCUGACACGACAACCUAUUUAGAGACGUUUGGUGAUCCUACCUCAAGAAUUCAGACUGCCGUCAAUUCUUUGAUAAGUCGAUUGCAGAGAUUGGGAUGUUUGUCUGAUGAGAGAGCGAAGAAAAUGAGGUGCUAUAACACUGUGUCACCGAAGGCAUACGGUCUUGUUAAGUUGCACAAAGAACAUCACCCUUUGAGGCCUGUUAUAUCAUGUUGUGGUGCUCCUACGUAUAAUAUUUCUAAAUUCCUUUCUGAAAUUCUUUCGAAUAUAAGGUACAAGUUUAUAUACUCACUAAAAAACUCAUAUGAACUUGUUGAUGAUAUUAAGGAUGUCCAUGUCCCUGAUAAUUAUAUUUUGGUGAGCUUUGAUGCUGUUUCCCUCUUUACUAACAUUCCCAAGUCCCUGGUGUUAGAUCUGAUUGAUGAACAUUGGGGUGACCUUGAACCUCGAGUUAAUAUAUGCAAGGAUCAAAUUGUUGAGAUUGUUAAGUUUGUUUUCGAUAACAGCUAUUGCAGGUUUGACGGUAGAUUUUUCAUUCAAAAGAGAGGAUCUGCAAUGGGUAAUCCUGCUUCUCCCGUUCUUGCUGAGAUUGUGAUGGAUAGUGUUAUUAGGUUUGUUCUGUCUCGUUUGAAUUUUGUGGUACCUCUGAUUCGUGUUUAUGUGGAUGACAUUUUUAUGAUUAUUCCUGAGGAUAGCCUACAACUGGUGCUUGAUAUUUUUAAUAGUUAUCAUAUUGACUUGAAAUUUACUUUUGAACUUGAAGUUGACGGUCGUUUACCAUUUUUGGAUGUUGUAUUGAUAAGACGUGGUGAUUCCUUAAUGACUGAUUUAUAUAAGAAACCGAUCGCUUCUAAUAGGUUGCUGCAUUUUAGUUCUGCACAUGAAAGAUUCCAGAAGGUUGCCAUUGUUAAAUCAAUAAAACACAAGAUUUUGGCAUUGAGUCAUGAAUCGUUUCAUGGCAAGAAUUUUGCAGAGCAGUGUAGGAUUUUGGUUGAUAAUGGAUACCCCAAAUAUUUGGUUAAUCUCAUUUUUCAUUCCUCCGGUAGUUUAUCGUCUGGUGUUGUGGUGUCUGGUGAGGAGCCUGAUUUGGUGACGGCGAAAAAGUGUUUUGGUCUUGUGUAUGUACCAGGGUUGACGGGUGAGUUGGUGAGGGUGAUGAAGACGGAUGAGAAUAGAAUAUGUAGUUAUUAUAGAAAAACAGUUAGAAAUUUUUGUAGUAGGUUGAAGGAUCGGGAGGAAUUGGAAAAAACUUCUAAUGUUGUUUAUAGGGUGGAUUGUCGUGAUUGUGAUGGUUGUUAUAUUGGUCAGACAAAGCAGUACUUAAAAACCAGAAUGAGUCAACAUAUUAGGGACUGUCGUAAUUUAUCGCAGGCUACUGCACUUUCUACACACGCGGUUGUCAAUGAUCACUCGUUCGAUUUUGAUAAUGUUAGGGUGUUGUAUACAGAACAAAAUUUGUCGAAAAGGUUAAUUAAUGAAAUGAUUUUUAUAAGACGUACACCUAAUACAGUUAAUUUUAGAACAGAUGUAGAUACGUUGAGCGCUGUAUAUUGUAAUUUAAUCAAAGAAAUCAGAUUAUGACAGUGAACAUAUGCGCGUUUGUCUUCCAUUAUUGUUUAACUCUUUGAUCUCACAUAUUGUUGGUUGAUUUUACGAUGUAUAAAUUCAUUUGCGUUGGAACCCUAUUUUCCCUGUGAAUUAUGUAUUCAUAUAUUAUAUCAUGUUUAUAAUUGUUAUUCUGAUGUGGUGAGUUCUCUUUCUUGUAUAUUUUAUAUAUUUAAUUGUAAUAUUUCAUAUUGUGUGAGUCUGAACAUGAUCUUAUUGGGUCAUUAUGAAAUAUAAUUGUUUGUCAAUAUAAUUUCGACUCUUAAUACAUGUCAAUUUUAUUUUUAUUUUUAUUUUAUGACGUAUGUGUACUUAUCAUUGUUAUUAUUUGUAUUUUUGACGUUUGUAGUCCUUAUGAUUCUUUCUGGGUGCUCAAUUGAUUGUGUUUUCUUAUUUUUGUAGCCUGAAGAAGGAAAUAAAAGUUUCCGAAACGUCGCUGAAAGAAUAAAAGGUUUUUCAUUUGGUUCCUUGUGCCGAUAUAUACUACUGAAUUGUAUUAUUUUUGGAACGAUAUAAUCUUUGACGAAUUGAACACUGGUCAACUGGUUUGGACAUGGGUUUCUACAACGACAUUUUGAUUUUGUUUGGGAUAGCAGUGGUUGAGCAUUUCAAGAAUUUGUCUAAGGAUAACAAGAAAUUGGCGUCUGCUAUCAACAACAGAAUUUUUCUACUUAGAUGCCCCUGAAGAAGGAAAUAAAAGUUUCCGAAACGUCGCUGAAAGAAUAAAAGGUUUUUCAUUUGGUUCCUUGUGCCGAUAUAUACUACUGAAUUGUAUUAUUUUUGGAACGAUAUAAUCUUUGACGAAUUGAACACUGGUCAACUGGUUUGGACAUGGGUUUCUACAACGACAUUUUGAUUUUGUUUGGGAUAGCAGUGGUUGAGCAUUUCAAGAAUUUGUCUAAGGAUAACAAGAAAUUGGCGUCUGCUAUCAACAACAGAAUUUUUCUACUUAGAUGCCCCUGAAGAAGGAAAUAAAAGUUUCCGAAACGUCGCUGAAAGAAUAAAAGGUUUUUCAUUUGGUUCCUUGUGCCGAUAUAUACUACUGAAUUGUAUUAUUUUUGGAACGAUAUAAUCUUUGACGAAUUGAACACUGGUCAACUGGUUUGGACAUGGGUUUCUACAACGACAUUUUGAUUUUGUUUGGGAUAGCAGUGGUUGAGCAUUUCAAGAAUUUGUCUAAGGAUAACAAGAAAUUGGCGUCUGCUAUCAACAACAGAAUUUUUCUACUUAGAUGCCGUAAGAAUAACAUUUUUCCUAGUCACAUAUGUAAUGAGGUUAAGUGUGUAUAUUCCUUGUUUCGUGACAACCACCCCUAUAGGAAUAAGAUAGAUAAUAUUGUUAACAGGUUGAAAAAAGAAAUUUUGAACUUGGAGAUCAAGGUUGUUAAUUGGAAGAUUAAAAGGCUUGAAAUGGAUCGCACACGUCGUGUUGAAUUGUUAAAAGGAUUAAUCCCCCACGUAUAUAUUGAUGAUUUCUGUCGCCAUCAGCAGAUAUUUUUUGAUCGCAUGUUCCUUAAGAUUAAGAUGAGAAAUAUUGAUAAGUUUGACAGGUUAAUGAAUAACUGCCAGAGAGUUGAUGUCAUCACGGGUUCUGAUUGGCUGGUUAAUUGCACUGACUAUGAUAUUCCACCUGAAGUACAUAAAUUUCUGUCCCUGGGACCUAAAUUUUCGUUACCUUAUGAUAAAUAUGAUUUCCCACUUUCCAAUUUGAUUGCUGACGUUGAGUGUUUUGUCAAGGGUCAGGAUCACUUGGACAGUGAUGGUCGUAACGGCAUUCGUAUUACACUAUGCAACUUGAUUCAUAAUUUUAUGACCAAUCUCAGGUGUCGUAGACCAUUACACUGUGUGGAUGUAAUUUUGAAUCAUUGGAGUCGAAUGACUAAAGACUUUUUAAAGAAUAACGAUCGUAUUUGUGUUGUUGGUUCUGAUAAGGGAAAUAGAACAGUUGUUAUGUGCAGAGCUGAGUACCAAAGUAAAAUGUUAUCUUUAUUGUCUGACACGACAACCUAUUUAGAGACGUUUGGUGAUCCUACCUCAAGAAUUCAGACUGCCGUCAAUUCUUUGAUAAGUCGAUUGCAGAGAUUGGGAUGUUUGUCUGAUGAGAGAGCGAAGAAAAUGAGGUGCUAUAACACUGUGUCACCGAAGGCAUACGGUCUUGUUAAGUUGCACAAAGAACAUCACCCUUUGAGGCCUGUUAUAUCAUGUUGUGGUGCUCCUACGUAUAAUAUUUCUAAAUUCCUUUCUGAAAUUCUUUCGAAUAUAAGGUACAAGUUUAUAUACUCACUAAAAAACUCAUAUGAACUUGUUGAUGAUAUUAAGGAUGUCCAUGUCCCUGAUAAUUAUAUUUUGGUGAGCUUUGAUGCUGUUUCCCUCUUUACUAACAUUCCCAAGUCCCUGGUGUUAGAUCUGAUUGAUGAACAUUGGGGUGACCUUGAACCUCGAGUUAAUAUAUGCAAGGAUCAAAUUGUUGAGAUUGUUAAGUUUGUUUUCGAUAACAGCUAUUGCAGGUUUGACGGUAGAUUUUUCAUUCAAAAGAGAGGAUCUGCAAUGGGUAAUCCUGCUUCUCCCGUUCUUGCUGAGAUUGUGAUGGAUAGUGUUAUUAGGUUUGUUCUGUCUCGUUUGAAUUUUGUGGUACCUCUGAUUCGUGUUUAUGUGGAUGACAUUUUUAUGAUUAUUCCUGAGGAUAGCCUACAACUGGUGCUUGAUAUUUUUAAUAGUUAUCAUAUUGACUUGAAAUUUACUUUUGAACUUGAAGUUGACGGUCGUUUACCAUUUUUGGAUGUUGUAUUGAUAAGACGUGGUGAUUCCUUAAUGACUGAUUUAUAUAAGAAACCGAUCGCUUCUAAUAGGUUGCUGCAUUUUAGUUCUGCACAUGAAAGAUUCCAGAAGGUUGCCAUUGUUAAAUCAAUAAAACACAAGAUUUUGGCAUUGAGUCAUGAAUCGUUUCAUGGCAAGAAUUUUGCAGAGCAGUGUAGGAUUUUGGUUGAUAAUGGAUACCCCAAAUAUUUGGUUAAUCUCAUUUUUCAUUCCUCCGGUAGUUUAUCGUCUGGUGUUGUGGUGUCUGGUGAGGAGCCUGAUUUGGUGACGGCGAAAAAGUGUUUUGGUCUUGUGUAUGUACCAGGGUUGACGGGUGAGUUGGUGAGGGUGAUGAAGACGGAUGAGAAUAGAAUAUGUAGUUAUUAUAGAAAAACAGUUAGAAAUUUUUGUAGUAGGUUGAAGGAUCGGGAGGAAUUGGAAAAAACUUCUAAUGUUGUUUAUAGGGUGGAUUGUCGUGAUUGUGAUGGUUGUUAUAUUGGUCAGACAAAGCAGUACUUAAAAACCAGAAUGAGUCAACAUAUUAGGGACUGUCGUAAUUUAUCGCAGGCUACUGCACUUUCUACACACGCGGUUGUCAAUGAUCACUCGUUCGAUUUUGAUAAUGUUAGGGUGUUGUAUACAGAACAAAAUUUGUCGAAAAGGUUAAUUAAUGAAAUGAUUUUUAUAAGACGUACACCUAAUACAGUUAAUUUUAGAACAGAUGUAGAUACGUUGAGCGCUGUAUAUUGUAAUUUAAUCAAAGAAAUCAGAUUAUGACAGUGAACAUAUGCGCGUUUGUCUUCCAUUAUUGUUUAACUCUUUGAUCUCACAUAUUGUUGGUUGAUUUUACGAUGUAUAAAUUCAUUUGCGUUGGAACCCUAUUUUCCCUGUGAAUUAUGUAUUCAUAUAUUAUAUCAUGUUUAUAAUUGUUAUUCUGAUGUGGUGAGUUCUCUUUCUUGUAUAUUUUAUAUAUUUAAUUGUAAUAUUUCAUAUUGUGUGAGUCUGAACAUGAUCUUAUUGGGUCAUUAUGAAAUAUAAUUGUUUGUCAAUAUAAUUUCGACUCUUAAUACAUGUCAAUUUUAUUUUUAUUUUUAUUUUAUGACGUAUGUGUACUUAUCAUUGUUAUUAUUUGUAUUUUUGACGUUUGUAGUCCUUAUGAUUCUUUCUGGGUGCUCAAUUGAUUGUGUUUUCUUAUUUUUGUAGCCUGAAGAAGGAAAUAAAAGUUUCCGAAACGUCGCUGAAAGAAUAAAA
Molecule: messenger RNA, 5968 nt
Organism: Coccinella septempunctata (seven-spotted ladybird)
Lineage: Eukaryota; Metazoa; Arthropoda; Insecta; Coleoptera; Coccinellidae
Exons: 3
Coding region: 3032-5494 (820 amino acids)
Source: RefSeq, a predicted model, not a curated record